AUGGCUCCUCCGGCGCAGUCCUCGCGUAAUCCUUCUCCAUCUCAACCGUCCGGAAAAGGUGAAGUGUCGGAUUUGAGAUCGCAGCUCCGGCAGCUCGCCGGGAGCCGAGCUCCCGGAGUGGACGAUGCGAAGCGGGAGCUCUUCAAGAAAGUGAUCUCGUACAUGACGGUCGGGAUCGACGUCUCGUCCCUCUUCGGCGAGAUGGUGAUGUGCUCCGUGACGCCGGACAUCGUGCUGAAGAAAAUGUGUUACCUCUACGUUGGCAAUUACGCCAAGGUCAACCCUGAUCUUGCUCUCUUGACCAUAAAUUUCCUCCAGCGAGAUUGCAAAGACCAGGACCCGAUGAUCAGAGGGCUUGCCUUGAGGAGCUUGAGCUCGUUGCGAGUGGCGAAUCUGGUGGAGUAUCUGGUAGGGCCUUUGGGUUCUGGUUUGAAAGAUAAUAAUGCUUAUGUGAGGACGGUGGCUGUCAUGGGAGCGCUUAAGCUGUAUCAUAUAUCUGCUUCAACUUGCCUUGAUGCUGAUUUCCCUGCAGUUUUGAAGCUUUUGAUGCUCAAUGACUCUGAGUCGCAGGUUGUUGCGAAUUGUUUAUCUGCAUUGCAAGAGAUUUGGAACUCGGAAUCAAGUACUUCUGAGGAAGCAGCAAGGGAGAAAGAAGGUUUAAUCAGCAAGCCCUUCAUAUAUUACCUUUUGAAUAGGCUUAGGGAAUUUAAUGAAUGGGGUCAGUGUCUUGUGCUUGAGUUGGUCGCAAAAUAUGUGCCUUCUUAUACCAAUGAGAAUUUCGACAUCAUGAAUCUUCUUGAAGAUAGACUUCAGCAUGCAAAUGGGGCUGUUGUAUUGGCAACCAUCAAAGUGUUUCUUCAGUUGACUCUGUCAAUGGCCGAUGUUCACCAGGAGGUAUAUGAACGUAUUAAAGCCCCUCUGCUCACCCUUGUGAGUUCCGGAAGUCCAGAGCAAUCUUAUGCUGUAUUAAGCCACCUUCACCUCUUGGUGAUGCGUGCUCCAUACAUAUUUGCUUCAGAUUAUAAACACUUCUACUGUCAGUACAAUGAGCCUUCAUAUGUCAAGAAAUUGAAGCUUGAAAUGUUGACUGCAGUUGCAAAUGAAAACAAUACAUAUGAAAUUGUGACUGAAUUAUGUGAGUAUGCUGCAAAUGUUGAUGUUGCUAUUGCACGAGAAUCAAUUCGUGCUGUUGGGAAAAUUGCUCUGCAGCAGUAUGAUGUGAAUGCUAUCGUUGAUAGGCUUCUUCAGUUUCUGGAGAUGGAAAAGGACUAUGUAACUGCUGAAGCUCUGGUACUUGUCAAAGAUCUGUUGAGAAAAUACCCUCAGUGGAGCCAUGACUGUAUUGCAGUUGUUGGGAAUAUAAGCAGCAAAAAUGUGCAAGAGCCCAAGGCAAAAGCAGCUCUUAUAUGGAUGUUGGGUGAAUAUGCACAAGACAUGGACGAUGCUCCUUAUAUUUUAGAGAGCUUGGUGGAGAACUGGGAAGAGGAUGCUCCUGAGGUUCACUUGCACCUUCUCACAGCAAUAAUGAAGUGCUUUUUCAGAAGACCACCCGAGACUCAAAAAGCAUUAGGAAUGGCAUUGGCUGCAGGCUUGUCUGAUUUUCAUCAGGAUGUCCAUGAUAGAGCGUUGUUCUACUAUAGACUACUGCAAUAUGACGUAUCAAGUGCAGAGCGUGUAGUGAAUCCUCCGAAGCAAGCUGUCUCAGUCUUUGCUGAUACACAGAGCAAUGAGAUCAAAGAUCGCAUAUUUGAUGAAUUUAACAGUCUAUCUAUCGUGUACCAAAAGCCAUCAUACAUGUUCACAGAUAAGGACCACCGGGGACCAUUUGAGUUCUCAGACGAGAUUGGCAAUCUUACAGUUGGGGCCGAGUCUGAACAUGUAGUGCCAGCUACCAGUGUCGAUGCUAAUGAAACCAGUGAUCUGCUUCUGAGUACCUCCGAGAAGGAGGAAACGAGAGCAAUGGUCGCUGAUGGCUCUGAUUACACCGCUCCGUUCUACGAUUCAUCAAAUCCAGCUCUGCCUUUGCAAUCCGAGCCGGCAAUUACAGGCCUUUUAGGAGCAGCAGAUCCAGGACCACAGGCUUCCACGGCAAUUGAUGAUCUACUGAUGGGUCUAGAUCUAACAGCCCCUCCGGCUCCUGCUUCUGCACCCCCACCAUUGAAGCUCAAUGCCAGAGCUGCACUAGAUGCAGGAAGCUUCCAGAAAAAAUGGCGGGAGCUACCUGUAGCUAUGUCUCAGGAAUGUGAGUUAGGUUCGCAAGGUGCUGCGGCACUGACAUCACCUCAAGCUCUCCUCCAUCACAUGCAGGCCAACUCGAUCCAGUGCAUUGCGUCGGGGGGUCAGUCACCUAACUUCAAGUUUUUCUUCUUUGCACAGAAAGCGGACGAGCCAUCCGUGUUUCUUGUAGAGUGUAAAAUCAAUACCUCAACAACCAAAGCACAACUGAAUAUCAAGGCUGAGGAUCAGAGCACGUCACACGAAUUCUUAGCUCUGUUCCAAUCAGCUUUGUCCCGACCAGAAGCAGCAAUUAUGGCAUUGGCGGCGGCAUGGAGAAGAGUCUCGUCGUCGGCGACCGGAGUAGCGACUCAAUCACUGCCGGACUGUUUCCGCUUCAAACAACGUAGCUUCUGCAGCUCCGCCACUGCUGUUGCUUCCGCUGAUACACUACUCGCCAAACUGCUUCAGCUCUCGACCUCUCAAAUCAAACGCGCGCUCGACUCCGUCGUCGCUGGGAGAUCUUCCGAUCUCGCUGUCUCGGAAUCUCUCGUCGCGAGUCUCGCCUCGUCUUCUCCUCAGAAAGCCAAGCUCAUUCUGGAAUGGAGACUGGAGAGAAUGCUCAACGACGGCGAGAAGGAUCGCAGCCUCUACUCCAAUUUGAUAUCUCUCUGUGCUAAGAUUCGAAAUGUCCCGCUGGCUAUGACAAUGUUUACUUCCAUGGAGGAUCGUGGGAUUCAGGCCACAGCUUCUGUUUUCAAUUCCCUGAUUCAUACUUGCUUGUCCUCAAACGAGGUAAUUACUGCCCUAAGCUUGUUCGAGGUAAUGGAAAGCUCUGAAACGUUUAGGCCGGAUUCGGAAACCUACGAUACUUUCAUAUCGGGGUUCUCCAACUUUAGAGAUACUCACAGAAUGCGAGCUUGGUACCAGGCCAAAAGGGAAGCCGCUUACCUUCCAAAUGCACUGAAUUAUGAAUCUCUAAUCUCUUGCUGCGUGAAGGUUAAUGAUUUCGAUUCAGCUGACUUGUUUUACAACGAAAUGAUGGCUCAAGGGAUCGCCCCAAGCGAGAAGAUACUGGAUUCUGUGCUGGAGGGGCUUUGUAAGAGGAGGAAUUGUGAGAGAGUUAAGGAGUUUGUGAAUUUUCUAAUGGAAUGUAGGUUCGAGAUUUCUGGCCGUUUGAUUGAGAAGGUUGUGAAGUUGUACUGCGAACUUGAGAAACCAGAUGAGAUGGAGAUGCUACUCGAUGCUCUAGUCGAGUUCAAUCAAGUUGGUGAAGCUUUGUUGCAGGUGCAUUGUGGGAUUAUAAGAUUGUAUGCAAGUCUAGAUCGAUUGGAUGAUGUUGAAUACACGGUUGGGAGGAUGAUGAGCCAGGGGAUGUCGUUUAGCAGUCCUGGUGAUGUCGAGAGGGUAAUCUCUGCAUACUUCAGGCAAGAAGCUUAUGACAGGCUUGAUUUGUUUCUGGAACAUGUGACACGAUACUGUAAGCUCACAAGAUCGACUUAUGAUUUGCUGGUUGCGGGAUAUCGAAGGGCUGGAUUGACCGAGAAAGUCGAUUCUGUUGUGAAGGAUAUGGAAUCAUCAGGGGCAUUAGCAUGUUGA
This is a messenger RNA of Linum trigynum, 3813 nucleotides long. The record is from the annotation of a GenBank genome assembly. NCBI's taxonomy places the organism in Eukaryota, Viridiplantae, Streptophyta, Magnoliopsida, Malpighiales, Linaceae.